Xyrichtys novacula (pearly razorfish) is the source of this 14303-nucleotide messenger RNA. The record is from the annotation of a GenBank genome assembly. NCBI's taxonomy places the organism in Eukaryota, Metazoa, Chordata, Actinopteri, Labriformes, Labridae.
AAAACGAAGAAGAAUGCUCAUUUGUCAACACAGAUCGGCGUGGAGGGAGUACCGUAUGUUAUCAACGUUAGUAGUUUUAAAGUUAUAUUUCUUUUAUCGGCUCUUGAUGUGAUGUAAUAUGCUGUCUAUGAUCAAAUAUAAGGCUGAAGUUAAUUUCGUCCACUGAGUCUACGGCGGCAGAAAAGUAAACACGACGAACUGCUGGUUAACUCGUAGGUCGCUAACUUGCAGUUUUCUGUUAUCCUUUAUUUAAGUCCUCAGCACAACGAUUGUAAAACUAAAACUUGUACAUUGUUUAUGCCGAAGUCACAUAUACCAAUAGUUUUACUUAAAUAUCUAGGACUUUGUCUUGUCUGGUGUUCCCUUUUUGCCUAAAUCCAGAGACAUCUAAACUUAGAGGUUUUUGAAUAGGGUUUCGUCGACAUUGUUAGCAUACCCUAACCCUGACCGCUGGCAUCAGUUUACAGCUUUAAAUGACUGCAUAUAAAGUGACUGUUUUCCAAAUAGACAUGACCACUGAACCGUGCACUUUGUUUCAAAUGGCGACUGACGAGAAAUUCCUCGUUUUAUUUCCCGAAAAGAGUCCUUUUACAGAUCAGCAGAAAAGGGCCUGAAACCCCAGAGAAACUGUCACUGCGGUCUCCCUCCUAAAAAGAUGGUGAUUAUGCGGUGUGGACGACGUCUGUAACGCGGCUUUAACAGAUCUCAGGCCAGGCUUUGGGGGUACAUUCUUUUGAGGUGAGUAACUGAGACAAGCUUGAUCAAGAAUAAAAUUGCCCCAUGUGUUUGGGUGUGGAUGAUCGUUGGCAGCAACUUCCAGGAACACUCAUAAGAAAGAAUUUGAGUGGACUUUUGUCACUGAGAUCAAGUGGAAAAGGGCUUCAUUAAAAUUAUAUGUAUAUUGUAUUAACACGAAGAUAACAUCAUCAGCUGCUUAGUAAUAAGGAUAUGAUAGUAAUAAUUCUAUUUUCAUAGCACUUUUGAAAACAGACGUUGGCAAAGUGCUUUGACAAACAGUCGUAAAGCACAGAACAUCAGCACAUGGAAAUAAAAACAAAUAAAAAACAAAAGCUUUUAACACACUACAGAUAAACACAAACUAACUUCAGAUGAACACUAACUAGAGAUAAACAUAAACUAACUACAUAGAGACAAAAUUUCAUUUGUCAUAAGGAACCCAGACAAUACAAGAACCCUACAACAUAAAACAAGACCAUGAGGACCGAAAUAAAAACGUAAAAUAGGUAAGAAUGUGUCUUCUGUGUGUAGUGGGUUUGAUACUGAGUGUCUGAGCCAUGAUGGAGGCCUGGGAAGCUUCUUCUGGCAUCCUCCUGCAGCGCCCUUGGCUGCCUGUGAACAUCAGUGGUUGCCAUCUUCUUGCAAAGAGCUGGUUUGGGGACACAGCGUACCACAUUCUGCUGACAGAUAUGCACUGUGUCUGGGAGGAGAGGAUGGUCUCAGCAGCUAUCCAAAAGAGAGCACAGGUACUCACAAAACAGAGGAAAAUAAUAAUUGUCAAAUUAAUCAAAAACUGAAUGAAUAUUAACACUCAUCCCUCGGCUCAGGAACUGAACAAGCGUCUGCGGGCCCCAGUCCAAGCAUUCUUCUCCCACCUAUGUGAGGUGGUUCAGCCCACACUGACAGGGAGUGAUGGGCGACCCACUGAUGAAGCCCUGAUUUCUCUGACAAAACAAGAAGAUGGAAACGUCAACAUGAGGCUGAAGAGCGAGCUGGCAGGGCUGCCCCUCUACUGGGAAUUUCACUGCACCCCUGCCCCUGUCACUGUGGUAUGGUCCACAUUUCAAAUUCAGAUUUUAAAGUACAUGUGUACAAGAGGUUACUUGAAGUUAAAAGCUGUUGCCACCUUGGUUCUUGUCGUGUGUUUUCAAUCUGCCUAACAGUUAUAACAUUGGUGAGUAUUUUAUGGCUGUACCAGAUAGAUUUGAGCCUUUUUGUCCUUUAAAUAGGUCUGUAAAACGUUAGAAAUGCUGUUACUUGUGUUUCUCUUGGCAUUUUAAUGGACUGGCAGAAGAUUUGAAAAUUCCACAAUGCUGCAACAAACUGAAAAAGUCAAAAUUUUCACCCCUUCUUAAAAUGAAAAACUUAAUUUAAGCCUCAGUUUGGAAAAAAUAAGUCUAAGAAUGAAAUAUCACAUCUCUUGCUAUUUUUUUUAAUUUUUGAGUUUUGAUAAAAGCAAUAAAACGUACAGUCAUGAUGUACUCAUAAUUUAAAAGAGAAUAAAGAAGAUAGAAAAUUAAAGUUUAAAUAAUCAAAACCAUACAACCUUUAAAAAAAACUGUUUUGUAGCCAGAAGCCACAACUAGCUGUCAAAUCAGACUUAACCCUGACCAGGGAAACCCCUUUACUCUCAGACUGCAUUAUACCAUUUGUGUUAUCAGGUGUGUGUCCAGCUAGUGCGCCCCCUGCUGUUGAUGAGUCACUUGCUGCAGCAACAAGUGGAUCAACUGGGAGGAUUGCUGGUAAAAAAGGAUGCAGAGAUCCAGGAUUACAGAGAGAACGGAGCCACACUCAGCAGAGGUACACAAAAAAUAUUCUGUACAGUGUAACAAAGUAUUUAUACUGUGAUACUGAUCUGUACUUGUGUGAUACAUGUGAAUUAAUAUCAUUUAAAAAAUUUUACACACUUUACUCCAUGAUAUUUUUGUAACUGCUUUUAUAAGAUUACUCACAAACAAAACAUUUUAUGAACAUGAAAAAACACAUGUUGAUUAAAAUCUAACAAAGAAAAUAAUUGGUAGAUUGAGCCAGAAAGAAAAUACUUUACCAACUCCAACAGUAAAAAUCUUUCUGUGGAAGAAAUGAUUAUUUAUCAAUAGAAUACACAUGACAAAUUGUUUUUAAAAAAGGAAAUUACAGAUAAAUGCAGUCACAGAGUCUCCUCAUACAUCAGACAGUGUUUUUUGAUUCUGGUACGUGUUGGUGUUUUCAUGCAGAGCGGCUGCAGACAGACUUUUUUGAGGAGCAAACCAACCGAGAAGACUUCAUGGCAAAGGUGAGAAGUCAGAAACACACAAACGCUCAGGCACACACACACACACACACACACACACACACACACACACACCACAGUCUCUAUAGCUCGUUGUCCUGGCUUUCUUUUUCUCCCCUCCGUUCCUGAACAUUAACAUCUGUGGUGAGGGCAGCGGGAACCACAUGAUAUAAAACACUGCGGUGGCUGCAGCCGGCCUUCUCUGCCAUCAUGACACAUUUACAGGUUUGUGUGUGUGUGACCGACAGCCAAUCAGAGUGAGGCAAAGAACUGAGUUUUUAAAUCCAAACUGUUUGCUGCGUUUAGGUGAGGAAUUUUUCAUCUCUGCAUCGUUGACCCCUGACCUCUAACUGCCUGUAUGUUUGUUUGUGUCUAAUUGGCUACCUGGCAUGUCGGAUCAACAUGUGGAAUUUUAAAGAGAUGUCUAGAAGCUUCUGUCGUAUUUAUUUUACACGUAAACUUCCUCGUUUUUUUGUUUUCAGUUUGAUUUGCCUUUACAUUUUCAUUUCGUGUCAGACUUUGUUCUGCUAUUUUUGGUUUACAGGUUGUUGCAGAAAUGUUUUCUGUAUUUUUCGAUAUGCUGGUGAUUUUUUUCCAGUGCAUAGUGAAGCUAAAUUUAGGUGAACCUUUGACGUCUUUUGGUCACUAGAAAUAAAUUCUAUCGUCUAAAAGUAAAGUGACAAAAUAUUGAGUCAGACAUCAGAUAACUUGAUCAAAUGAUCUCCUUAGAGUAAAUCACAUGGUUUGUUUGUCUUUAGCUGCAUCACUCUGAGGUUUGUCAAAGGAAACUUGUGUGUGUUUGUGUUUGUGGAUGCUGUUUGUCUAAAAGGACAAACCAGGAAAAGGAAUCCCACUUUUAGGAGGUGGACAGAAUCCAGCUCAGGUACAGAGAGUCAUGGAAAGUUACAUCAGGCUCACAGUGGGGGCUCUGUUUUCUGCAUUUUGGUCAUCACAUUCUUGGACUGGAAAGGUGAGGGAACCAUAAGACACCACAGAAGAAGAAAAAGAGAAAGAAGAGAAAUACUGCAGUGGAUCAAAGUCUUCUCACUCGUGGCAAAUUCCAUUGAGCCGAGGAGGAGGCCGCCUCUAGACCAAAGUCCAACCUGAAGUAAAACUUCUCGGAAAAAUGUUGCCGAGAUGCAUCAAAGGAAAAAUCACGCUCUGGACCGACCACUGAAUGUGUGGAUGUGUAUUUGUGUGUGUUUGUGUGUGUGAGCCAGAGAAAGGGUGAAGGCAUUUGGCAUCUGUGUGUAGUAUUUAUCUAUCAGGGUAGGGCCUUUGCAAACGUGUGUGUGUGUGUGUGUGUGUGUGUCUGCUGUCUGCCCAUGCAACCACUCAUGUUUGUAUCUCCAUCUGUGUCUGUUUCCAUGGUCACACACUGACCAUCUUCAUUUCAUUUCUUGACUUGUGUCAGAUACUGUAAACAACAUUAUUAGUGAUUGAAAUGACACCACCACAAUAUUCAUGUAAUCAUUUAGAGAAAGACAAAAGGGAGCUUGAUUUAAAGGUAUAUUCCUGCGUAAAAUUAAGUUAAUGUCAAACACACCGUAACACCGAGUUAGACACCCUCGAGAGAGAUGAAUGUUGCCGACCCCUUGCUUCUCUAGUUAUACCAACUUCAGUAACGACUGCAGGAUAGCAAUACAAAGAGCCACACGCUCAACCAAAACGCCACUCUAUAGCCACAAAUAAUGCUCAGAACAGCACCUAACUUCAUCAACAGGACAUAUAGGGUCACAGCCAUAGUACUAGCCACUAAACAUUCAUUUUGCCUUAUUUCUUUAGCAAAGAGACUAAACACAACUUACCCACUCUCUUUCAGCAGCCGUUUGUUUGUACGGAGACCUCAGGCCAGUCCAUUACCACAACGGGGUGAUGCAGCUUAAGGAAGAAAAUUUAUGAUCAUUUCUUUAUCAUUUCCUUUAAGUAAUAACCACCAUAUUAAUCAUUUUGCACUGCAGACGCGGUAGUUCUUCAGCCUUAGCGUCUCGGUCUGAUUGCAUUUCUGAUUGUUCUUCCUUGAGCUGGGUCGCCCCGCUGCAGUCGAUGGACUUGCCCGGAGUUUGACCCUAACUUGAUUUUACACCGGAAUAUCCCUUUUAAUAAGUACAAAACGCACAAGGAACUUUCUUCUCAGCUGAAAGGUCACUGCUGUUUCAUGAUUCAAAUUAAAAUGAAUAGUGCACUUGUUGAGUGCAGAAGUUGGAAGAGAAAUAACAGAGAGUUUAGUUUGUCUUCACUCUUUGUUUUGUCUUCUUAGACACUGAUACACCACAAAAGUGUAUGAUCCUAUUUCCUGAAGGUAAACCAAGUCAUCAGAAAACACCAAAGUGAAGUCGUUCUUUCUUUAAGUCCUGUAAGAGAACAGACACACAUCUUUAAAAGAUUGUGUCCUUCAUCACAAACACUUAAUCAGAUGUUUUAAAUCUGUGUGUGUGUGUGUGUGUGUGUGUGUGUGUGUGUGUGUGUACACGAUGGUGCCAUUUGUGGCCUGCUUUUCUCACACCAAGGAGAAUGAAGAGCAGAGCGGGCAGCCCCUCCCCGGCCAGUCACCACACAAACACCCCACCCAGCACAGGUCUCAUACACACACACACACACACACACACACACACACACACACACACUAGGAUUUAACUGGGGCUAAAACUGGUCGUGAAGUUGCACGAUUAAAAAAAAAGUUCAAAUCCAGUCAGGAUUGCAUCGGCCUCCCUCAGGACCUAAAUCUGGUGCCUGUGUGUAUAUGUGUGAGUGUGUGUAUAUUUAUACAUUUGUGUGAGUGUAUAUGUGGUGGCAGCAGCAGCAGCAGCAGCGUGACCUGACAGAGGGACGUGUUUGCCUGUCCACACUGAGCCGCUGUGACGCAUGCUUUUGGUUUGUCUGUGCUGAGUGUUGUGUGUCAUUGAGGCAUUUUUUUUUCUAAAAGUCUGUAAGCGUGUGUGUGUGUGUGUGUGUGCAACAAUCGCAGUCACGUCACUGUCGUCAGCUCUGAAUUGAAUUGUCACGGUUUGGGAACGUCACCCACUUCCUGCUUCUUGAGAUGGCAGCUUCACAUCUCCGUGGCAACUGCGCAGAGGCUUAACGACAUCUGACAAUUAGUGGCCACUUCUGACCAAGAGAAUUACAUAAAAUGAGCCAAAAUGUUGCCCCUGCUUCCAAUUUUACAUUCCUAAACCUAAAAGUUCUGGUUUUCGAUCUCAAAUUGAAGUUUUUCACCAUCAGGUUUUGUGUUGAGUGAGCUUGAGAAGAAAAUGAGGAUGAAAACAGGAAGAGGCUGUGUCUUACUUGAUACAGCUUCAUCGGUAAAAGCUCCUGUGAUAAUUACGUGCUGAGGCGGGUGAGGAAAGGAUCUAUAAAUGCUCCAUAGCUCCCCACAUGUGGCCCAGCUCUGGCAUAAUAGGAGGAGUUACAUCCUAAUAUCUGUUUCCUUCAACCCGAGGCUUUAAGUAAAGAGCAGGGCAGGAAACUUCAGUGUUUUUAUCCACAGACCGCAGCAGCAGCAGCAGCAGCAGCAGCAGCAGCAGCAGUGCUCUCCAAAAUAUACACAAAUGAGACUAUGAGAAUAAAAAGAAGCUGCAGAUUGUGAUUGGUUAAAUGUUCGCUAGAGAGGGAAAUCCAGAUGUACACAAGAGGGAGCUGCUUAGAAGAAGAAAAAUAAACAGAUUAGAUUAAAAAAAAAACAUACAAAUGUAGAUUUAUCACUUCAGUGUCAACAUUUAACAACAAACUCCAUGAACCUUCACUUUCUUGUUGUUUAUCGUGCCGAUAAGAAAUCCUCUAGUUGCAUAAAUGACGGAGUCAGAUCGUCUCAAAUCCAACAUUACACUUAAAUUCUUCUCGUUCUUCAUCAUCCUCUUCUUCUUCAUCUUGAUUUCAGUCCAAACCUUUGUGAAUAUUUAUCCUCAUGUCAUUCUUCUGUACCUGAAACUUUUCGAGUGUAUGCACCUUUUUGGAGUAUUUCCAUACCAAGUGCACCAGUUCAUCCACCUUUGCUGCAAAAUGACAACAGCUGAGACUAAAAUGAGUCAAGUAUUCCUCACUGGACAGACUCAUGUAGCAAAAACAGCCAAAAAAAACCCCACCUAAUUCUGCUUUGAGGCUUAUUUUGAAAUUAAUAGACAAGUGUUUAAUGAAUUUAGUUUAAUGAUACUCUCCUGGACAGUGACUUUAGGACUCCUAGAUUGAAAAAGUUCACACUCGAACUGAUUUAACAAAUUUUAUUUAUCAGUUUAUUCAGUUUUCUCUGUCUGUCUGUCUCUCUCUUUUCUCUGCUCUGUCAAUCAUUGAUGGUUGUUCACAUAAACAGCAGCAAGCAGCUCUUUAUCGCACAUACCUGAGGAAUUCAGGACCUGGGUGGUAAGAAGGCGCGGCUCUAUGAGGAGAGGGGUCAGGGGUGAACACUUAAGCAUAAAAAGGGGUGUAGAAACUCAGAAACUCUAGUGUCCUGGCCAAAGUUUUAAUUUACCGUUAAUGGUUAAAGGAUACAGUAGAUUUGCAAUAUAUAACGACAGAUCCCUGAACAAACUAGUCACAUUUGAGAAUAUGGUUUAACAUAAGCCUGUUUUGUACAGUGAUCAUGUUUUCUGAUGCUGGAGUGUUUUUAAGGGUUCAUCCUCUCCUGUAAGUCUUUUGAGGUUUGAUUAUGUUGUGUUUGGCUUCUUUUAAAGAGUUGUAGAGUUAGGAAAAUUCAAAAUGUCUUUUUUGUUGUUGUUGUAAAUUGAGCGUGAUUUAAGAAAACACUUUUAAACCUGGCAGCUUUUUAUGGACACCCUAACUGUCUCAUAGACUCAGAAUAAUCAUUAGCUUUAAAACUCGAGUCCAAAAAGUUUUUAGGGAGUAACAAAACAAGAGCCUCUGCACACAUGGCUCCUCCUCCUCCUGUGUCCUCUGUCAGUUGCACACAGUUUCCACAGGGUUGUCCCCACUCCGGCCUGUAAUUAGCCCCUCUGUGGCCUGGCUGCUCCCUGGUCUUCAGCUGCCGGCCGCUGAACUGAGCCCCAGCCUGGACCGGCUGAGUGUGGUGUCCCGCAAAGACAUCAUGAGACUGUGAGCAACAUGCAAGCAGAAACACCAAACGCGGCUGCAGUGCCCGUCGGCACGUGAACACGCCGUGAGUAAUUUAUUCGUGACACUUAAAGCUUCACACGCCAGUCCCUCUUAGGGAUGUCAGCUGAAACCAUUAAAAGUUGUCAGCGAAUGGGAAAAUUUACAAAAUAUGGAUGAGAAUUAUCCAUAAAAAUACCCUAAAGUCACACCUGAAAAAGGUUCAAGGUAGUGGCAGAUCUCUGUAUUCUGCACGGUAAGAUAGUUUUUCUCCAUCAAAAGAGUCUUGUGGCCUUAAAAAGAGCUGUGCCAGGUUUAAACUAGGUCUUCACACCUGUUAAUGCUGUGAUAUCAAAAACCAAAUUUGGAAAGUGUUAUUGUUCUGGUGGUGAACACAUGAAGUGUCACCGUGAAGGUCAGGCUCGGUCAGAGCUUUGUCUCAGAUUAGCAGCCGUUUGUGCGUCACAACCCCGCAGGGCGACGUGACAACAGCAAGCGAGAUGACCGAGGGAAAGUUAUAAUGAAGUCAAAAUCUCGAUGUUGUCACAGCAGAGGGAAUCAUGGGGGAUAUGGCACUGUUUUUGUUUGUUUUGCGUCAUGCAUUUCUGCACACUUUUUUUUUUUUACCGGUCCUGUUUCACCUGUUCUCUUUUGUUUUUAGUGUCCCAGCUAUUUUUACAGGAUGUUCGCGCCUAAAAAUACGACAUGACUCAUUUGGUCUGAGCUGUACAAUUCGGGGUCAGAUAGUUAGCGUCAAGAUUGUCCAACCACCAUGUUAACACCACCAUACACAGCCAUAAAACUGGUAUUUUUGUCCCAAUAGUUGAGUUUGAAGGGGUGGAAUCUGGGGUACACUGGGUUAUAGUUUCAGAUUUUCAGUUCCAGAUCUUUUCUCAGUCUCAAUCUCUCGUCUUUCAGUCCAGUUUAACCCUCCAGUGUUUUUCCGAGGAUGUGACCUCGAGUCCUUAGGAGUUCAACCAGACUCUGGGCGGGAAGCUGAGGUCACCCCGAGAGAAAGUAAGGUAGAGAGGAAUGAGGGAGAGUAAACAUGAGGUCAGGGAGAGUAGAGGAGGAUAAGGGGAAGUGAGAGUGAGACUCACUGGCACCAAAACCUCGUAUAAAAAAACAAAAACAACAACAGAGGCAGCAGCAGCAUGUCUAAAAUCAGAGCUGUUUACCUGCUAAUAAAAGAGAAAACCUCCUCUUCCUCUCAUCACCUUCCUCUCAUCACCUUUCCCACACACGAUGCUUUACUGUGGGGAGGAGGAGGAGGCGUGGCCACCAGGUGAGGUCUCCUCCUCCUCCCCUCCUCUUCCUCAUCUCUGCCUCAGACUUUGCUCUGUCAUGGAAAACUUUCCAGAGGUACUUGACAGAGAAGUCUUGGGGUUAUUGACCUGGCGGUGCACACCUUUUAUUUCUCAUCUUUUCUGGUAAGGGCGAUAGAUAAAAGCCCGCCUGCUGCAGCGGUGUUCACACCCUUUAGAUACUUUUAUCGCUUUACCUGAAACACAGAGCAAUUCUACUACUGUAAAACAAUCCACAGUUGAAAAGAAUUGACUGAAAUCAUGCAAACAGACAUAUUUAUCAACACCAACAAUCGAAACAAUUGUCUGGAGACCCCUGGCAGCUUGAGUCACAACUUUAAUUUUCUGACAUUAAGGGUUGGCACCAAGGCGUAGGUGAGGAAUAGGAUUUUCAUUCUGCUGCACAGAGAAGGAUUCACUGUUAUAAUGGAUCCCAAACCACCUGACUGACUCCUCCAUGACUCCUCUGUGAAUUGAAAACCCUACAAUAGGGCUGCGCGAUAAACUGAAAAUUUACCAAUACUGAACUUUACAACAAUAAUUUUUUUAACUUACUUUUGCCCAUAUCGGUAUAUUCUGUGUCAAAAAAAUAAUUUAAAAAAAGUUGGUUUUGGAUGUGUGUAGGUAGACUAUGGUCUCAGGUCCCAUUAGACGUGACUCCGCCCCAUCCAGUCCGUAACAAAGAGGGAAAGACAGGUGAGGAGAUUUAAAAGGACGGUUUAAAAGUUGUAGCAGCUGAAGUAGACGAAGUUAAUGUGGGAGGGGUGAGCAGCUUGUGGAGUAGUUAUUGUACAUUUAUCGUUAUCGAGGUGAACUGCUCAAUAUAUCGUGGUAUUGAUUUGAGUCCUAACCCAUAUCACCCAGUCCUACCCUACAAUGAAAAGAAAAGGGCACCUGAUGGUGAUGGUGAUGGUUUGCAGAAGAAACCAGCUGUCUGUGUGCAGAUUAGACCUCUCUAAAAACACCUUUUCAUUUGUUUUUAGAGUUGCCUUCUUUGAGAUUGUGUAGCACAACUUCAUACCUCACAUUGUGUCAUGAUUAGUGGGUUUUUUUUCUGUUUUUUUGUCCUUGAAAUUCUUUACUUCUGCAGAGGGGAGCUUUAAAUGAUCAAAUAAUACAACCGAAUUUUGCUCUUCAGUCAGAUCUGACAAAUUGAGUUCAAGAUUUCAGACCAAAUAAUGUGAAGUGAGCUGGCAGCCAUAGAAAGGAGGAAAGGGAGGCCUGAUUGGGGGGGGAAUAAAAAUGAGAGAAUAAGGUGGGCUUUCUGCUGCCUUCUGUCCCCCUCAGCACAUUGGUUUCUCUGUGCCCAAAGCAGAACGAAGCCUCAGCAGAGCAUUUCCAUUUAUUUUUACAAUAUUUGAACAAACAAAUAACAAAAAUAAAUCAAUGCAAAACCUCCAAACCUGACCAAAGUGUGUUUAGGAGCCCCUCUGCCCUGACAGCAAGCGGGAGACCACCAAUUUCUGCUGGUCAAUAUUUGAGGAGCUAAUUCUGAGAGUUUGUCCAUACAGGCAAAAAAGAAGGAUUUAGUGAAUAGUGAGUGUUUUUCUACCAGUCCGCCGUGCGUUUGCAUAAUGUCGUAGGAAUUUACACGCACCCUUAUCUGUCAGGCCUGCGGUCUGUGUGUGUAAAUGUGUGUAUAUGUGUGUGUGUGUGUGUGUUUCAGUUGUCUACCUGCGGUCAGCUGUGCCAAUAAUGCAGCUUUGAUUAGAAGCUUAUCGCAGCCUGACACUCCCUGCAUCACACCUUGGCCAUGUGACUCAUGCUGCAGGGGUCGUAAAUCACACUCACCUAAAGUACCGGGCCGUGUCAAAAGGACACUUUCAUGUCAUUAAGUUCAUGUGCCGGAGUGUUGCUCUCAAAUAUUUAUAGAUGCGUUGGUUUUAAAGCUGCAAACACGGGUGGAGAGGUGGAGGAAGUACUCAGACUUUUUACCGAAUCAUGGACUGAAACUACUGUGAAAAAUAACUGGUGCCAAGUGACUGUAUGGAGGUGUAAAAAGGAAUAUGAGGUUAGAGUCUAAAAGGCGUCAGUGUAAUAAUAUAAAAAAUGUAAAAGCAGGAUCUUAAGAUUGAAGCACACUUUGAACAUUUUGUACGGGACUGCAGCUCAGAUUAUUUCCAUGCUGGUUUCAUCAGUUUUUCAUUUUCUUUUUUGACUGAUUGAUUGUUUAUUUAUCAAUAAUUGUGAAAAAAAAAGACACAAAUGCUGUUACUAUCAUACCAGGAAGUAGAAGACACAAAUGAGAAUCAGUUUAGAAGUUGAAAGUCUGAAAUAUCAAAUGACUUGAGCUGUUAGGAGAUUAGUCACAGAUCCAUUUCUGUCAAUUGACCUCUGCUGUAUUGGUGAGACUUAUCUGAAAUAACAGAUUUUUUUUGUUUUGUUUUUUGUGUAAAAAUUUCUCCUUUUUUUUUUUUUUUUUUAGACACAAGAGCCAAAGCUAUGUAGUUCAUAGAAGCAUGAAAAGAGCCGGAUUCACGCAAUUUCAAUUUUCUUAAUGUCAAAAUUUAGAUUUCUUUUAAUUUUGACUUCUUCAAAUUUUGACUUUCAUCUAAAAUGGAAAUUUAAAAAAAUCUCCCAUCUGUAUUUUUUUUUCUCUUCUUGUGGCCCUAAUCUCUGUCGUAUCUAUCAGAGGUAACAAUAUAAUUCUCAUUUUUUAUUACAUUCAGACACUUUAACUGGCGGUUCUGAAAAGGGGACUGAUUGUGAUUCUUGAUGGAAAAUGAUGGCGAUAGUAGCUUUGGUGCGUUGAAUAUCAUAAACAUACCUCCACAACUAUAGAUAACCACGUGAAUCCAGAGUGAUUGUUCAUUUAUGGCCCUAAUAAACCAAUAAAAUCAGCAUUAACAGCUACCUGUUCAUCAGAUGUGUCCAACAGACAGUUUGGGACAUGGUCUGUCUGCAAAAUAAGAUUGUCUCCUCGUUUGUUUGGUUUUGUGAAAUUUAUUGAAAAUCAAAAACAACAACAAAAUCCAGCUGUGGUUCAGUUGUCAUUUAUUUUUAUUCCUUCUUCCUGAAAACUCACCUCCACCCCUCUGUGUUUCCUGUCAGACUCUUCCUCUGCUGCCGCGCGACACUCUGACCUUUGAUGCUGACCUCCAGCGAUUGUACGCCGCCGUUGUCACCCACGGGGCGACGCGUAAACGCAGACUGUCAGAGACAUGCUUUGUUGAAGAAGAGCGGCCUUCUAAAGAGCCAAACCCCGACGUGAAUCAGGGUUUGUUUGAUCAGAGGACCAGAACCCCUCCUGCUGAAAUAUUGACAUGUUUUGUUCUUUUGUGGUGCAGCUGAGAAUGCUGACAUAUACAGUUAAUACACGCACCACCUAAUCUUAGUCAGCAAGACACAACUUAUUAGGGCUGGGCGAUAAACCAAAAAAUUGCGACAAUAACCCACUGGGCCUUUUUUGGUCUAAAAGAGGUCCAAUAGACGUCUAAAUGUAGCCUAGAUAACUGGUCUAAAGUCAGGCUACCACAUGUCUAAAAAUUAAAGUUUUUUAAAAGUCAAAAGUUAGACCAAGUUUAGACUAGCCGGCUAACAGAGCUAUAUAUAUACUACACUGUUUAUAUUGCUCACUGGCUAUCAUAAUUAUUUCAGUUAAGUACUUGGAGAUCAGUUUUGCAACUCACAGUUGCUUUUUGAAAUAAAUAGUUACAGUUAAAAGAAAAAAUAAUAGCCGCGUAUUGCUCAGGGGGAAUCAACGUCAUUUUGCCCAUAUUGGUAUAUUCAGUGUCAAAAUAAAUAAAUAAAAGUCGGUUUUGGAUGUGUGUAGGUAGGUUAUGGUCUCAUGUCCCUUUAAGACAGCGCAACCAGUCUGUAGCGGCUGGAGCGGCGGCUGAAGUAGACAAAGUUAAUGUGGGAGGGGGUGAGCAUCUUGUUGAGUAGUUAUCGUCCAUUUAUUGUAAUCGAGGUGAACUGCUCAAUAUAUCGUGAUAUUGAUUUGAGGCCAUAUCGCCCAGCCCUACAACAUAUGAUCUAGCUUUGGCUGUUCUGUAUAAUUAAGUGCUUAAUUGGCACAUUUAGAGACUGUCUAAAUGUCAGUGUCCUUCUCACUCAGUUGGAUCAGUCAGGAGUGAACCAGAUGAGGCUGAAGAACAGAACCAAACCAGGAAACUGGAUGGAGCGGCAGCCAAGACGGCAGACAGACCCUCAGUUAAACAGGUACAACUCAGAGACAUCAGUCACAUUCAUAUCUCACUACAGAGUGUUUAGAAAAUGAUUAGAGAUAUCUAAUAACACACUUUGACACACCAUGAAACCAAAAUCUUCAAAUUCACCGAUUGAUGAAACUGAUUCAUGUUAAUGUGACACAAAACUGUACUUAAGUGUUAUAAUGCAGGUUUUUACACAAUGCCUUCAGUGCAGUGUGUAGUAACUUAAUACUGGUUAGUGCUAUUUAUGAAUCAUUUCCUUGAGAUAUUCAACUUCAUGUGGAUUUUGGAGGAGAAACCAAAGUUAAUCGAGAACAUUUUGAAACUUUGGUAAUUCCACCAAAAGUUUUAAUAGUUAGAAUAAAAACAUUAAACUUAAAACCAUGAUUGUCGCACCUUAACCUAUACCUAAUUAUUGAUUUACAGUCUGCUCAGGCCACAUCUGACCCCGCUGAGCGACCGUCCUCCAAACCAAAGAAGAAGAAAGUCGGCCUGUUCAGAUGAACAGUAGGAAGCAGUAGGAACACACGCAGAUAAAAAACAGGAACUUCAAUACAAACUUUAAGACUUUAACAUUUUAUAAAAGGUGAAAUAAGUGGUUACUCUUUAAACUUUUACUUUGAAAAGUCCUUUUAAACUUUAAGACUCCAAAGGUGGUUCAGUACUGUCUGAGAUUUUAAAUAUUCAGUUUUAUAGUUUUUCAUGUGAAAUUUUAAUAACUUCUGUAAAAUAAAGUUUGAAUUUGGGAACUUUUUUUAAACAUAAAUAAGGUGAUGAUUAAAUGUGUAAAAAUCA